CGACAACGAUGACCACGACCACGACGGUGAUGGUGAUCAUUAAAGGGAGAUCACUGUAACAGCCAUGUGUGAUUUCUUCUUUUGCACCGCUUUGUUGUCACAGGCUGCACCUCACAACAAACCGAACGUACAGUAUUGCAAUAACACAGAAACAAAACUACAUACCGUUAGAAGAUCUACCUAAAAUACACACAGAUUUUGUGAUAUAGAUGUAAAAAAGAUAUAAUCGUCCUGGAUAGAUGAUUUUUGAAGUUAUUACAAGGACUUCAAAAGAACGUGAACAGAAUGAAAAACGAGAAUAUAAAAAAACAAAAACAUGGAAAACGAAAUUUUGUUUUUGAACAACAAAAGAAACAAAUAGAGAAACGAGACAGGCAACAUAGAGAACAAUCCCUACAUCAGUUGUCUCCCAAACGUUGGGACAAGAUGCGACUUCUUUAACAGUAUCCACUUCCAACACUAUAUUAUAGAACAGCUGUACUGAUGCCAUUCACAAAUAUUUCAAUGUGAUGUCUUGUUUCAAGUGGAGCUGCUUUCAUUUUGGACAUCAUGCAGUAAAUCCUGAUAGAACCCUGAUGCUAUAAUUACAAAGGAAAGCAAAAUUGGAUAAGAAAAAGCAGUAGCUUUCUGUUGAAUCUAACUUUGCAAGAUGAAUGCCUAUGAUGAUAAUGCAAUGAAGCCCUUGUUUGGGAUUCCUAAACCAAGCGAUCGAAUGCGAAAUUUAGUAAUUGGUAUUAUUACUGCCAUAUUUGUAUUGGAAACUCUCAUUUGUGCAUUUGUCUUUCCAUGCUGGCCUCCAAAUAACCAUGAUGGUGUUAAUAUAUUUUUUGCGUUUAUCAUUAUGAUGGUCUGUGGAUCCCAUAUAACACUUAUAAUCUGGUAUAGAGAAGGCAGUUUGCAACCUGUGUUUCGGAAUAUGAUAUACUUCAACACUUUCUCAAUCAUUCUUCUCUGUCUCUGUGGUAACCUCUACAUUCAAGGAGUUGGUUUAUCUCGAACACAUAACUGUACUGUUUGAUAUGUAAUACUAUGAAACCACCUUGAAUUUAGCUGUUUCAAGAAAUUUUUAAAAUUCAUUGAUGCCAUCCAUAUUAUCUUUGUACUCUCAAAAGACAGUUGUUUAUUGAUCCAGCCCUGAAAUACUUAUUUAUUGAUCAACAGAACCAUGUCUCAAUGAUAGAUUCUUAGUAACAGCUAUGGAACUUAGCUGGUUGGCACUUGAACAGUGUUGGGAUAAUCUGUCUAUUUUGUUAUUAUUAUUUAAGAAAUUAAGGUUGUGUUAACGCAAACAAUAUACCUGAAUUAUUUAUUUUAUGGUUUCACUAUUUUUGCGUUCAAAUCCCACCAAACCCAACUUUGACUUUCAUCUUUUGAGUGUUUGAGGAAGGAAAUAGAAACCAACACUGGAUUGAUAUCAAGUCAGUUGAUUCUAUUCUGAAUAAACCCUUACUUAUGUAAAUCAAAGAAAUUGUUGCUUCCAGCUGUUCCUUGAUUAGUCUGUUAAUGUCAUAUUUUGUGUUCGAUGGACAAUUGCUUUUUCUUUUUCUUUCUUUUUAUGACAUUAUCAUUCCACAAAAAGUUUGUGAGUUCAACGAAUGAAAUUCUAGGAAAUUAUGAAGAUGCGUGGAAUACUGUUUCCAAAUAUUACAAACUGAUACCAGAGAGAAACAAAAUUUUUUUAAAUAGUCAAAUUCAUUAUUUUAAAUACAAAUUUAACUUAUUUAGUUUUUUCACAUAUCGAAUAUUUAUUUUGUCAAAAAUCAGAAACUUUGGUUCCUGGUGUUGUUUAAAGUACUUACCAUUUAUUUUACAUAGUAGCCACAUAUAGAGAGAAGAUUCUCCUCUAUGUACAAUCAGUAUGAAGAGAUGAGCAAUGUCAUUACUUGAGACAGAGAAAAUACGGUAGGAUUUAGGCUUAGUCUGUGGAUGACCUGAAAGAAUGGUUAAACAUUAUAGUAAAACUGUUCAGUUCUGCUUGAUUUAGGAUAUAUUGCUCAUAUGAAAAAAAAAGUAUAGAAGUUUUAAUAGCCUGACUCUAGUCCAGGUUAAUUAAAUGUUCCAGUUCUCACGUAAACUAGAAGUUUCAAAGACAGUGUCCUUGGAAUUAUAAAAAAAUAAACUAUAAAGGAAGGUUAUGAUAAUGGUAUUACAUUUUUCACUUUUGAUAUCCUGUCUAAGCCAUUGACUAUGAUCAAAAAAUAACAGACCUUUAUUAGUUUCUUUAAUUGUAAUUAACUGCAAGAUAAUCAUAACUUUUGGUUUAAAAAUCUUAAUCUUGAGAUAACUAUUUAGCUUUUUUAGAAGCUGUUAAAAUAGUUAUUAGAUGUAAAAUAGUUGAUUCUAAAGAAGAGACUCUAAUCUUAAAUAAUUUUUUUUCAGUUAUUGAUUCUUUGGUACAUUUUACAUGGAGUUUUGUUAUGUAGCUCGUAAUUGAAGAAUAGUUAUUGAAACGAAAACAAUAUCUGUGAUCAUGAUAAAUCUAAAUGGUUGAUGAAAUUAACCUUUGCAUUCAAAAAACAUGUCUGUUGUAAAAUUACAACAAAUACAAACCAAACUCCCUUCCUAUGAAUUAUACCUGAACACAAAAUACUUGUACUGAAAAUAUCAUCCCCACUGAUAUCAACACCCUCCCUCUUAAUUCCCUAUCCACAUCUUGCAGUAUUUCCCUAAAAUAUCUCAUCUCCUCAGUUCUCUCUUUUUCACCAAUAGCUCCUCAUUAAUCACUACUGCGCACCUUUACAAAUUCUUCUCUAUUUCUUCAUGUCUUUAAACCCAAUUUUCCCAUUCAAUACUAUCUUCAUAAGAUAAUCAAGCAAAUUUCAUAACUCUCUUUCUCACUUUUUCCUUCAAUGAAGAAAACUGCAUCACAUUUUCCAAUUUAGUAAAUAUCAUUUGUUUACAUAUGUUACACCUCACCUUUUACCGUAAACUUUCCUGGGGAAUCUGUUCUUUUUAGGAAAUUAAACUGCAUCAAGAGAAGCAGAUUGUCUUAUGGAGUGAAGAAAUAUUGCACUUGUAAGUAAUUAAUAGUUAACUAAAAUUCCUUGCCAUAAAAGUUCUUUUCUCCAUUGGGGAGUAUGUGUCUCCUUCAAAUAUAAACAUUCUCUAUCUAUUAACUAACAUCAACCAUCAAUACAAAACUUCUACUGUCAGCUCAUUAUUACUGUAUAUCUCCUUCAUUUUUGCUGCUACUAUAAGAUGUGGCUUUAUGGUUUAGAAGUUCAUUUUGCCACUACAUCAUUUCAAGUUUUAUCCCACUGCACUAUACCAUGGGUAUAUGGCUUCUACUUUAGCCUGGGGUUCAACCAAAUUUGAAAGCUUGUUGGUGGGUUUGAUAUUAUUCAUGGGUAACUGACUUAAUCUAUCAUCUAGUUUAACAUCACACCUGAUCCUUGGGUGCCUUUCGCAGAAUUCACUCAGUUACAAGCAAUCAGACCAGGUUUUGGAUCUGAGGAUUAUUUUGGCCCUUCUUUCCACUAGUCAGCCCCAUCCCUCUCUUCUUAAACAAUCUGUAUCAAAUAAAUAAAAUAUUAUCUGAACUUCAAAAUUUUGCUGACUAUAUUCUUGCUUACACUUGAUACUAUCUAAUCCUAUACUCGUCUCACUGAUCUGUUCGCCCCUUUACUGAUACAGUGUUUAUUCCAUGUGAAUAGUGCAGAAAAUACAGCAUCUAGACCACCACUGCUGUUCUACACACUUUUCCUUCUGCAUUGUAUACUUUUACACAAUACAAUGACUCCUUAACAUUUCAAACCCAUUAACUAAAAAAAAUCCUCUCCUGUCCUAUGCACUCUCUCAUUUGCCUUUUCCCAGUUAAAAAGAAAUAUAAUAAAAAUAACAGCUUCUCAGAACAAACAUCAGAAAAAAUUUUCUUAAUUAUUACAUAUCUUUUACAAAUAACAAUACAACAAUGCUAAAAUCCAAAUAAUGAAUGAAUAUUGAAUGUAUAAUAUUCUUAUAAUGUGUAUGUAUUUGUAAAUAUCAUCAUCAUCAUCAUCAUCAUCAUCGUUUAACGUCCGCUUUCCAUGCUAGCAUGGGUUGGACGAUUUGACUGAGGACUGGUGAAACCGGAUGGCAACACCAGGCUCCAGUCUGAUUUGGCAGAGUUUCUACAGCUGGAUGCCCUUCCUAACGCCAACCACUAUAUAUAUAUAUGUGUAUAUGUAUAUAUUAUACAGCAGGGAAGACAAAUGUUAAAUGACAAUGGUAUAAAUAUAUUUGUGAAUAUAUUAUGUUUGUAUAAAUAUGUACAAAGACAUAUCUUUUUAAAUAAAGAAUAAAGUUAAAAUAUAUAAAUAAUCA
This is a messenger RNA of Octopus bimaculoides (California two-spot octopus), 4302 nucleotides long. Its product is annotated as transmembrane protein 243. NCBI's taxonomy places the organism in Eukaryota, Metazoa, Mollusca, Cephalopoda, Octopoda, Octopodidae. The record is from RefSeq and is a predicted model, not a curated record.